Molecule: messenger RNA, 1437 nt
Organism: Eruca vesicaria subsp. sativa (arugula)
Lineage: Eukaryota; Viridiplantae; Streptophyta; Magnoliopsida; Brassicales; Brassicaceae
Source: the annotation of a GenBank genome assembly
AUGACGAACGGUAAGCAGAUGUUCGUGUACGUAGCAGUACUGGUGAUGGUUCUGCAACGGUUGGGGUAUAACCGUAAUAUAGCUGAGGGAUAUCAAGAAGAAGAUUUGGUGACGAAGCUGCCUGGGCAACCGGAAGUUACAUUCAGACAAUUCGCUGGUUAUGUCGAUGUCGACGUCAAAGCUGGUCGGAGCCUCUUUUAUUACUUCGUCGAAGCUGAGAAGCAACCACAAACUAAACCCAUAACCCUUUGGCUUAAUGGAGGGCCAGGCUGCUCUUCCAUUGGGGGAGGAGCUUUCACAGAGUUGGGUCCAUUUUACCCCACUGGAGAUGGUCGUGGCCUCCGCAAAAACUCCAAAUCUUGGAACAAAGCCUCAAAUCUGUUGUUUGUGGAUUCACCGGCUGGAGUAGGAUGGUCUUACUCGAACACUACUUCAGAUUACACCACAGACGAUGAAUCCACUGCCAAGGAUAUGCUGGUGUUCUUGUUAAGAUGGUUAGAAAAGUUUCCAGAAUUCAGGACACGAAACCUCUUUCUCGCCGGUGAAAGCUACGCAGGACACUAUAUACCUCAACUAGCUGAUGUAAUACUUGAAUACAACUCAAGACGCUCAAACAGAUUCAAGUUCAAUCUCAAGGGCAUUGCAAUCGGCAAUCCACUUCUGAAGCUUGACCGAGAUGUUCCAGCCACGUAUGAGUUCUUCUGGUCACACGGGAUGAUCUCUGAUGAACUUGGCCUCACUAUCAUGAACCAAUGCAACUUUGAAGAUUACACAUUCUCAAGUUCACACAACAUAAGCAAACCUUGUGAAGACGCAAUGAGUGAAGCCGGAACCAUAAUCACUCAAUACGUCAAUUACUACGACGUGCUCCUUGAUAUCUGCUAUCCAACCCUUGUCGAGCAAGAGCUCAGACUCAAGAAAAUGGGUACAAAGAUGAGUGUUGGGGUGGACGUGUGCAUGAGCUACGAAGAGCAAUUGUAUCUGACUCUUCCUGAGGUUCAACAGGCUCUUCAUGCUAACCGAACAAAUCUGCCAUAUUCAUGGUCUAUGUGCAGCGGCCUCUUAAACUAUAGUGACACUGAUGGGAACUUGAACAUACUUCCGAUUCUUAAGAGAAUCGUGAAGAGGAAAAUCCCUGUUUGGGUCUUCAGUGGGGAUGAAGAUUCCGUGAUUCCUCUUCUAGGUUCAAGGACUCUGGUAAAAGAACUAGCAGAGGAUCUCAACUUCAACACUACAGUUCCCUAUGGAGCUUGGUUCCACAAAGGACAGGUUGGCGGAUGGGUAAUAGAGUAUGGGGAUAUACUGACAUUCGCAACUGUUAGAGGAGCUGCUCAUAUGGUGCCAUACGCGCAGCCUUCACGAGCUUUGCAUUUGUUCAGCAGCUUUGUGCUUGGCCGGAGGUUGCCAAAUAGAUCCCCUCCUCCUCUUCAUGAUUGA